AUCCUUUCCACUCACCAACCCUAGCUAGUAGCAACAUGGGCAUCUUGAUCCACACAUGGGUGCUGGUUUGCAUGACCGCGGUGCUUAGUUUAUGGGGAGCGGUUAGGUCGGAGCCACAAGUCCCGUGUUACUUCAUUUUUGGCGACUCUUUAGUUGAUAAUGGAAACAACAACAACAUUGCUUCUCUAGCCAGAGCAAACUACUUGCCUUAUGGCAUUGACUUCGCACGCGGCCCAACCGGUCGGUUUUGCAACGGGAGGACAACUGUUGAUGUCAUAGCUGAGCUACUGGGGUUCGACGAUUACAUUCCUCCGUUUUCGAGUGCGAGUGGUCAAGACAUUCUUAGAGGAGUCAACUAUGCCUCGGCAGCUGCGGGCAUUAGAGAAGAGACUGGCCGCCAAUUGGGAGGUCGGAUACCAUUUAGCGGGCAAGUGAACAACUACAAGACUACUGUUUCCCAAGUUGUGAAUUUGUUAGGGGACGGGGAUUCAGCCGCUAGUUAUCUAAGCAAGUGCAUUUACUCGAUAGGGUUAGGCAGCAACGACUAUCUCAACAACUAUUUCAUGCCAGCAUACUACGACUCCGGCAGGCGGUACACCCCCGAUCAAUAUGCAGAUAUCCUUAUUCAACAAUACAGGCAACAACUCCAGGACUUGUACAAUUAUGGAGCAAGAAAAUUUGCACUGAUAGGAGUGGGCCAGAUUGGAUGCAGCCCAAAUGAGUUAGCCCAAAACAGCCCAGAUGGAACCACAUGUGUUGAAAGGAUUAAUUCUGCAAAUAGAAUAUUCAACAACAGGCUAAUUUCUCUUGUAGAUCAAUUCAAUAGCAAUACUCCAGAUGCAAAGUUUACAUAUAUCAACGGUUAUGGAAUCUUUCAAAGCGUGUUAACCAAUGCUGCAUCUUUUGGCAUUAGCGUGACAAACGCGGGUUGUUGUGGUGUGGGGAGGAACAAUGGUCAAAUUACGUGUCUACCAUUUCAGACACCGUGCCAGAACAGGGACAAUUAUCUCUUUUGGGACGCGUUUCAUCCUAGCGAGGCUGCAAAUAUUAUCAUUGGAAGGAGGUCUUACAGUGCCCAGUCUUCGACUGAUUCACACCCGAUGGAUAUUAGAACUCUAGCUCUAAGCUGAAGAUAGAGGACCGAUAAUGAAUAUUGUAUACUAUAUGUAGAGAUGUUUCAACUGUGGAAAUUUCAAUGUUAUGUGUGGGUACUUUUGUGUGCCAUGGUUAAAGACAUAAUUAAGUUGUUCCUUUUCAAUUUAAAGGAAAAGAUUAUUAUAAGUUUUCAUUUUGGUGAUUAAUAUUAAUUUGGUCUAAGUGACUAAUGAAUUGUAAGGUUGAAAUAUUGUUAUUUGUGA
Impatiens glandulifera is the source of this 1358-nucleotide messenger RNA. RefSeq names its product GDSL esterase/lipase At5g45670-like. Gene Ontology annotation, molecular function: hydrolase activity, acting on ester bonds. The transcript has 5 exons. Lineage: Eukaryota; Viridiplantae; Streptophyta; Magnoliopsida; Ericales; Balsaminaceae. Bases 36 to 1130 code for a protein of 364 amino acids. The record is from RefSeq and is a predicted model, not a curated record.